GCCCCUGGGCUUCAGGGCAGAGGUGAAUGUGGCUGAGAUAAAGCCCGAGCUGUGCCCUGGUGACGGGGCUGGCUAGGUUUGGGGGCAGCUCGCUCUCUUGCUGUUUCUGUCGCAUUGAGUUAGUGUCCCAGACCUGAAUGAGAGCUGGGGAUAAGCUUGAAAGCUUUGACUCGCUCCCCAGCAGAAAUGGGUCCAAUCAAAGAUAUUACCUCACCCUCCCUGUCUCUCUCGCUGGGGUAUGGCAGGGUUUCGGUGUGUGAAAGCUCCACGCCUCUUGUUUUUUUGGGGAUGGGCAGAAGGGUAAGUCUAGGGAUUUGGGAAGAGGGAUGGUUUCCACUUGCUACUGAGGAUUAAUCUGGCCUAAGCCUGUCAUUUCCCAUUGUCAGUCUCAGUUUGGCAGCACCUAGCUUUUAGAGGAUGAAAUUAAUCUGCUGCUCCAUGAAAGACACAAACCCAGCUGCAUACAAGGGCACUACCAAAUACCUACUGGGAAAGAUUUUGCCGGUCCCCCAUAUCUUUCAGCUGCAGUAAAUGUAUGAAGCAAUUGUAAGAGCAACACACCUUUCAGCCCUUAUAUCUUUUGGCAUGGUUGAGUUCAAUAGACUUUUGACCUCUAAGGAAUGUUGCUUACCCAUUACCCCACCCACCUUUUUCUAUAGAGAGGCAUAGUUCAGUUUUGACCAGCUAUGUGGCAGCACUGAUUUCAUUUACUGAGGUGUUGGAUGGCUGCUUCAUGUGUCUUCAGAGGGGACUUCCAGUUAGAAAUGAAACUACUGUGAAUCAAAGAAGACAUGAAGGUGCAGAAAAUACUCAUCUUUCUGUUUCAUUUGUAUGCUGUAGUUUCAGGUCCUGAAACUGGGCGAUUUUCCAAAGAUGUUAUCCUUCCUUGCUUUUUUGAACCUGCGAAAGAUGAAGUAAUUUACUGGAAGAAAGGGAACAAAAAUGUGCACAGCUACUACUAUGAGAAGGAUCAGCUAGAACAUCAAGACUCUGAGUACAAGGGGAGAACAUCCCUUUUUCAUGAACAAAUUCCCAAUGGAAAUGCCUCUUUGAAACUGAGUAACCUGAGCCUGAGUGAUGAGGGCUCCUACAGCUGCUAUGUGGGGACAUAUCACGGUAAAACAGAUGUGGAAGUCAGUCUGCAUGUAACAGUUUCCCCCUCUUAUGCAAUGGAAUAUGAAAAACGAGACACAGAGAGACUGUUGAAAUGUCUUGCCUUUCGUAUUUAUCCUGAGCCAAACAUAACGUGGGCAUAUAACAGUACAUCUAUGCAAAACACAAAAAUGGAAGUAACCCAGGAUGGCCCUCUCUAUUUAGUUAGAAGUGAGCAGAUCAUUACAAACAAAGUUUCUUCUUACCAGUGUCACGUUCAAUUUCACAACCAAAAUUGGACUGCUGAAUGGAAAAUGGAAGAUCCGUUUUUUAAAAAGGAAGGAGAUAAUGUUUCAAUUCCAUGUGAAUUUAUGGCUGAAGGGUCUCCAUAUGCUAAAGACUUCAUAGUUACUUGGACAAUAAUCAGAACUGCAUCUACCUUGGUUUUGGCAUCCUCCGACAACUCAUCACAACCCCCUGAACAGUUUAAACCUCGAUUCUCUUGGGAGAAAAUCAAUGAACAGAACUACUCAGUAAUCUUAAGGGAUCUUACUCCGGCAGACAGUGGAGAAUACAUGUGCAAUAUUUCAACACCUCACUAUACACAACUCACUGUAAGAAUUUUGCAAGUUGGGGAAAAAUCCUCACGUCACCAUUGGAUAGUUAUAUUGCUACCGAUCCUCAUCAUUGCCUUUGCUGUAGGGUGGUGUGCUGUGAAGCAGAUAAGACAGUGAAGGAUGGAGCCAUAUUAGAAAAUAAAGAGAGAGCAAAGAUAAAAUGGCUGCAUAUGGACAGUUUACAAUGUAAUGAAGAAGGAGAAGAUUUCAUAACAUAUGAUCAGAGACUUGAGCAGUAUUUUAAUGCAAAUGCUAUGGAAGAUAUAGAUGACUGUUUCCUAACAUUGGUGUGUAAAACCACUUUUGCGGUACAUAAAAGUUUUCUGCAAGAACCUGACGAGCUGGAAUAUGAGAACAUAAAAGAGAUUCUAAAGAAGCAUUUUUGUGCCUACUGCCAAUUUUUUAACAGACCCAUAUAAGCUUCAUCUAAGAAACCAGCUAGAAGGAGAAAGUAUCUGAAUUUUUGACAACCCUGAAAAAACUGUCCACCAUUCUGUUUUGGUAAUUUUCUGAAGGAACUCUCAGAUCAAUCUGAAUUAAGAAAGAGGUUGUUGGAUGUUGGGUAUCACAAGGAACUGCCACUAGAUGAAGACUGCUCUAUUUGAAUCCACACAAAAAGUGUGCCAAAAUUUGAAAAUAAAUUGGCCUCAGCGUGCUGGGCUGGAAAGGAGGGCCUCAACAGUGGAUGAAAGAAACACCACCACGCGGUGGCACCUGUCAUAGGAGCCAAACAGAACAAAGGGAGCCCUGUUUCUGCUGUCUGGGGACACGACACUGGCAGGAGUACUGCACACUGCACCAGGGUACAGCGAAGGAUCCGCCAAAAGGAAGCCAUAAGUGUCUACAUGUACGAGCCACCAUCCUAGUUAGGUGGUGACUGUCAGGGUUGGAAGCAGGUUGUUCCCUGGAGGAAAGGAUGCAUGAGCCAUACCAUUUCACAGAACUGUAUGUGGUGGGAAGUGGGACAAACAUAUCAUCCCCUGUAUUAUGAUAACGUAAAGGUAAAUGACAUGAUAUUGACAAUGGAAGCAGAUACAGGAGCAACCAUAUCAGUGAUCUCUGGGGGCGGGGUGGGGAGGAGUUAAAAUUUUUUUCCCCCUGGGUUAAGAUGAAGAGAAAUAAUGUACUUGGACAGCAUUACAAUUAGGGGCAGAUAGCUGUGUUAGGCAGCCUCUCUGUUACUCUAAUUUAUAUAGAUAUCUAUUCACCAUUAGAGUUAAUUGUGAGUGAAGGAAAUCCUCCUUCCCCCACUGAUGGACACAAACUAGCUAUACAAGUUUAAACUGGAUUGGAGAGUGGUGCACGACAUGCCUGAUAGAGUUGGGGAACUGAAAAACACAAAGCUGUGAGUGGAUUGUACAGAUGUGGGUUUGGAAAGAGGCAAUAACUGUGAGGCUGGUUGUGUCUGACAAGGCCUAAAUUCCUGAAGGCUAGACCUGUGCCUUAUGUUCCGCAGAAGCCGGUGGGAAAAAAACAUGAAAAACCCACAACAUAAACCUCCCAGGUUUUUCUGCCUCGGGCAGUGAUGGUACAAAAUUAGAGGGGAGGGAUAAAGUGGGGGGGAAAAGUGUGGUAAAGAAGAUAUUGGACCUAAUGACACAUUUGAUAGCGAUAAUGAAGAGGUACAUUGACUAACUGUUACCAGAUAAAAGCUCAGUAUGAUUACAGAAUGUGGCCCCUGAAGCAAGAAGAGAUUGUUUGCGUUUUUGUUGGCUGGAGGAGGAGGAAUUAGUGUGGAAGAUGGUGGCCAAGAGAGGAAGAGUGCCCCUGCUGGGCAUGAGGACAAAGUUUGGAUGGCCCUUUCUUUCCCUGACACGUACCACUGGCCACAGCCUGUAGCAAAAUGGCAGACCCGGCUGUAAGGUUAAACUUGUAAUUUAGUUUUUAUGGUUGUGUUUAUUAAUUAAGGAAUUUACAGGGGAUGAGUGUGCUGUUUGGAGGAAUGUGUGGGAAUUGCAAACUAUUGCUUUAAGAGCAGGGUGAGGGUGAUUCUCUUGUCUAGCCUCACAGCCUAAGGGGGCUCUGUAGCAAAGCAUGAGAUUGGCUCGGAGUUUCUUUGAAAAGAGCUAGGUUAAAGCAAGGUGGGGAGAGUUGGGCCUUCCUGCUUUAGGGAGCAGCCUGUUUUUCUUCAUCUCCGUCGGGGCCGGUGCAACCCAUUAGGCGACGUAGGCCUCUGUGGGGGGACGGCAUUUCGGGGCGGGACCUUCCACCGCCUAGGGCAGCAGAAAAGCUGGCGGCGCUCCUGGUCUCCGUGUUUGGGUUUGUGUUAUCGUUCAGGGUUCUACAAAACACUGUUAUGUUGCAACCUUUCAGCAACAGUAGCGAUGUGUUUUACACUGUGUUUUCUCUGUGCAUACACUGUGCACGUAACAGAAAGCAAGCUUGAAUUGCUGAGCAAGAAAACUGUCUGCUGCUGUUUGCUCCUACUAUAUUCAGGGAAACGGGACGUUGGGCCACACUACUUAGAAUUUGGAAUGAUAGCACAUAAACUGCAAACCAACAUUAGUAUCAAUAGCAGUGUGAGUGUGGAAGCACAGCCGGGCCGAGUACACACACUCCCGAAAUUGAAGGAUACAUACUAGGCACUGCUCAGCUGUGCUGCUGCUGCCCGUGCUACCCCAGCUACACAGCUAUUUAUACUCGCACUAGCUCUCUUCAAGCUACCGCAAGGAUGUAUACGUGAGCAGGGGAAAUCACAUCCCUAACUUGUAGUAUAGAUGUAGCCAGAGAAAGAGAGAAAACAGGCUGCUUGCUGAGGGCAGGUCUACACUUAAAACAGUGUAGCUGCACCGCUGUAGUGCUUUAGUGAAGAGAGCUCUCCCGUUGGUGUAGUUAAUCCACCUCCCUGAGAGGCAGUUGGUGGGAGGAGCCCUCACGCUGACAUAAUGCUGUCUACAAUGAAACUUAGGUUGGUACAACUACAUCGCUCAGGGGUGUGGAUUUUUUACACCCCUGAACAAUGUAGUUCUAGCAAAGUAAUUCUGUAGUGUAGACCCUACCUUGCUUUAAGGUGAUACUUUCCAGACUGCCUGUGGGAGGGCUGCCAUGCGUUGCUACAGAGCCCCUUAGCCUGUAAACAGGACAAGGGAACCAUUCAGCCCUGCCUCCCAACUUUUUCCACUGAUAGCUUGCAGUUCGAACACUGUCGUCAAUAUAACUCUGCCAAGCCUGGGCCCAAAAGGUUCCUUCCUCCCAGGGCCACAUUCACUGCUUCAUUCACAUUCUGGUCCAAUCUGCUUCUGACACACAGACACACUGGCAACUCCAUCACUCAAUCCCCUGAUUUUUGUAAUCAGUCCCGGGGAACCCCUCUUUUUCUGCCUGAGUUACCUUUUUCUCAGGCCUUCCCAUGCAGUCUAGUGCCUUGGGAGGUGGCUUGUAUUGUUUCAGCGUUUGUUAAACAUCGAAGCCAGGUUUAACCCAACAUACCACUGUCCUGAAAGGUUUUUUGAACCCUGUUAAUUUUUAAAUGAAAAACACACUCUGAGCAUUGCCCCAUGUGUGUCAAAAACACACACACACACACACACACACACACACACACACACACACACACACACACACACACACACACACACACACACACACACACACACACACACAC
Chrysemys picta bellii (western painted turtle) is the source of this 5313-nucleotide messenger RNA. The record is from RefSeq and is a predicted model, not a curated record. Lineage: Eukaryota; Metazoa; Chordata; Testudines; Emydidae.